Molecule: messenger RNA, 1422 nt
Organism: Trichoplax adhaerens
Lineage: Eukaryota; Metazoa; Placozoa; Uniplacotomia; Trichoplacea; Trichoplacidae
Exons: 1
Coding region: 1-1422 (473 amino acids)
Source: RefSeq, a predicted model, not a curated record
AUGGAAGAUGAUAGCGAAGUUCAAUCGAUACGCAACUUAACAAUUGAUAAUUUGACCCGAUUUGACGAAAACCCUAGUGAAAAUAAUUACGAUGAAUACGAAGCAAUCCUAGGUAAUAAAAAUAAUGUUUAUCGUAAGACAUUAUCCUUACUAAGGCAAUGCAAAACUGAAGAUGUUGCUUCGAAGUUUGAAAUAGUUAUUAGACAACACAAAGGAAGUCUUGACUAUUGGGAUGUCGAUGGUGGCUUUGCAGCUAUGGCGCUACUGGGUGAGGCUUUUACGCAAACGCUAGCAAAUUAUUUUAUAGCCAGAGUAGAUUCGAAUCCGUGUCGGCGAUUUAGGAAAGCAUUCUCGGCCAUUGAUACAUUGUAUGAUCAACUGCAUAGGCUAGUUACAGCAGGUAGAGAAAUAGAAGCCAUGAACGCAUGCCUUAGCGUUAUUCCAUAUUUCAUAAAGCAUUUCAAUACUAUAGAAGAUGAUGAUCAAUUAUGUAAACAAGUGAGAAAACUUCUGCGAAGAGCACAGAAUAAUAUUUUUCAGAACUUCUUUCAGUUGAAAACUAAAGUUUCCGAUAUGCACCGGCUACAUUCCAAAGAUUUAUUAAGUAUUUUACUAUCAAGAAACGAGCUGAUAAACGAAUUUGGAGCUACAAUCCUGCAAGCGCUAUUCUGGAUAGCUUCGGAAUUGGAAAUUGUAAUCACAAUAGAAAAGAGUAAUGAAAGAUUCUUUUUAAAGGCAUUAACCUUUAAUUCAAGCUGGGAAAUACUUAAGGACGACAAUAAUGCGAUAGCAAGUAUUUUUGACAUACUACAAAAUUUCCUAUUAGAAAAGCUGAGUAAAGAAUCUAGCAAUAAGCAGAAAGUGCUGGGUGAUAAAGAAAAGUGGCAAUUUUUAGGUGAUUCCCAUGAGGAAAAAAUAGAGGACUUCACUUUUCGGUUACUACGCGAUGUUCAGGAAGGACAUGCACGCUUUGAACUGAUUAAAGAGUUCCUUUCUGAUGGCGAAAAGACAGCGAAAUUAUACAAAAUUUUGCAUCGACACAAAUUAAUAACAGAAGAAAUUGCAAAUCAGCUAUUAAUACAUUGUGAAUUAUAUAUAACUGAAGAUAGAAAGCUCGAUAGAUGGCCUGCUGAUGGCGGUAUACAAGCUGUAGCCUAUGUAGGGAAAUUUUUUAAUGAAAGAUUCUCUAAUUUUCUAGUUACUCGUGCGAAUAUGUGGUUUAGCAUUUAUAUGAAUGAACAACGCAGUAAUCUUUUACUAGCUAUCAAGGCCUUACAAAUGAUUGAAAAAACUCUGCAUGAUAGCUCAGAUAUCGACGAUUCCCAUCAGACAGCUCUAGAAUCUUUAAGGAAAUGUCGAGAAGAACUUCCCUACUUCGAAAGCGUUACAAAAGAAAUAUUAGAGUAUAUAAGACCCUUUUAA